ACCAAUGACAGAUCAGCAGCCACUGCAUCCCGACACCCUGCUGCCAUCACCAACAUGAGGAUAUCCUCAGACAAGCUGGGUCCAGAAUCACAACCCACUUUGUCUGUAGGGCAGGCAGGCAGGACAGAUACUUGGAAGAAAAGGUCGCUUCCUGUUUGCUGCACGUGGUCUUCAAACCCGUUCCAGGAAUUGACCUGGCAAAUAUUGACUAGGCUGCCAUGAUCUUCAAACACUAUUUUCCCGUGAGUAGGAGGCGAUGCAGGGCUGAAGACCCAAGGCCCCCAGCCCAGGGACCUCUCCAAUAAAUAAGAGAACUGAGUCCCUUAAAAGAAACAUGCGAUGAUACACUGCUUCUAAGUCUUAAAGGGCAGGCCACUAUUUCAAUUGCUCUGCUUCCCAGCUUCAACGGAAUCUGUUGGUAAGCGGGCCGCGGCAGAGGGGGCAGGACGUGGCCUUGGGAAACUGCCCGCUGUACUUUGACCUGCAAACUGUGUUUCAGCAUAACCGAGGAUGGGACCAGCGUGGCUGUGGCUGCUGGGAGCGGAGAUUCUGGCCUCGGUCCACGGUCAGCCCUUUCCUGCCCGUGGAGAUAAGAACCUGGGGGUGCCUGAAGCCCCCCGGGGUCAGCUGUCAGAGCCUCUCCCCGCCUACCACAAAGUCACACCUACCAUUACCGACUUCGCUCUGCGUUUGUAUAAGCAGCUGGCAGCAGAAACCCCAGGAAACAUCUUCUUCUCUCCUGUGAGCAUCUCCACCACCCUGGCCUUGCUCUCUCUGGGGGCACAAGCUGACACCCCAACUCAGAUCCUGGAGGGCCUCGGCUUCAACCUCACGGAGACCCCAGAAGCCGACAUCCACCAUGGCUUCCAGAGCCUCAUCCACACCCUCGACCUGCCCAGCCCCAAACUGGAACUGAAAGUCAGCAGCUCCCUGUUCAUGGACAAGCAGCUGAAGCCCCAGCAGCGCUUUUUGGACAUCAUCAGGGAGCUGUACGGGGCUUUUGCUUUUUCUGCCAAUUUCACGGAUUCCAAUACAACUAGGAGGCAGAUUAAUGACUACGUGAGAAAGCAAACAUACGGGCAGGUGGUGGACUGCCUGGAGGAGUUCACGCAAGACACGCUCAUGGUUCUCUUGAACUACAUCUUCUUCAAAGCCAAGUGGAAGCAUCCUUUCAAUCGCUACCAGACCCAGAAGCAAGAGAGCUUCUUUGUGGAUGACAGGACCUCUCUCCGCAUCCCCAUGAUGCACCAAAAGGAAAUGCACAGGUUCCUCUAUGACCAGGAGGUGGCUUGCACCGUCCUCCAGAUAGAGUACAGUGGAAACGCCAUGGUCCUGCUGAUCCUCCCUGACCCGGGGAAAAUGGCCCAGGUGGAGGCAGCUCUGCAGCCAGAGACCCUGCGGAAAUGGGACCAAUUGCUCCUGCCCAGCCUGUUGGAUUUGCAUUUGCCAAGGUUUUCAAUUUCGGGAACAUACAACCUAGAAGAGGUCCUUUCCCAUGUUGGUCUCACUGACUUAUUCAACUUCGAAGCUGACUUGUCAGGAAUCACUGGGCAGCUCAACAGAACCAUGUCUAGGGUGUCACACAAAGCGACAGUGGACAUGACUGAGCGGGGAACCGAGGCCGGGGCCGCCUCCAGCCUCCUCUCGCAGGCCCAGUCUCUGACCGCGACAUCCACCCCACAUGCCCAUUUCAACCGGCCUUUCCUGCUCCUCCUUUGGGAGGUGACCACCCAGAGCCUCCUCUUCCUGGGAAAAGUUGUCAACCCAGCUGCAGGGUGACUGUGGUGGGAGGCCAGCGGGUGUCUUGCCCCCUGCCUGAAAAUCAGGAGAGCCAGCCCCAGCCUGCAUCUCGGGGGUGCAGUGGGGACCAGGUAGUCAGGGUGUGAAGAUGCUAAUAAAGUUGAUCUUGGGUUUUGUGAA
Messenger RNA from Vicugna pacos (alpaca), 1920 nucleotides. The record is from RefSeq and is a predicted model, not a curated record. NCBI's taxonomy places the organism in Eukaryota, Metazoa, Chordata, Mammalia, Artiodactyla, Camelidae.